Molecule: messenger RNA, 351 nt
Organism: Dibothriocephalus latus
Lineage: Eukaryota; Metazoa; Platyhelminthes; Cestoda; Diphyllobothriidea; Diphyllobothriidae
Source: the annotation of a GenBank genome assembly
AUGUCCAAUAAAAAAGAACGACCGGAAGAGGACAUUGGCGUUGAUGAUGACGCUGAGGCCACUGGCGGUGCGCGGUUAGCGCCUCCCUCGGGGCCACCCUGGGGUCUGGAAACCCAGCAUCGCUGCGUGUGGUCAAGUGCCAGUGUUUGCUGGCUUAAUAGGCGCAGAAUCAGGAGGUUCGCGUCUGUGCUUACACCCCGCGGUGUCUGGCGGUCCGACCCAGACAAAGUUAUCUCAUUCGAGCAGUUAAAUUAUAUAACUUGCUGGUGUCUGUGGUGCUUGGAGCGGCGCGACGGUGUCCGUGGUCCCUCUGUGAAUGUCUCAUUGGGUGCAGUGACUCCGCUAGCUUGA